AUGUCAGAGAGCGUUGAAGAUUUGGUUAACCGUGCCAAACUCGCCGAACAAGCCGAGAGAUAUGAUGACAUGGCUGCUAUCAUGAAACAGGUGAAUAAAUAAAUGAAAAUCACGCCUAAAAACCAACUAUUUUCCCAGGUCACAACCCUCGGCAAAGAAUUGUCGAAUGAGGAGAGAAACUUGCUUUCUGUCGCCUACAAAAACGUCGUCGGUGCCCGCAGAUCAUCAUGGAGAGUCAUAUCCUCGAUUGAGCAGAAAACCACUCCGGACAGAGAGAAAAUCGCCAGGGAUUACCGUCUCAAGGUUGAGAAAGAGCUCCGAGAUAUCUGCGAAGAUGUUCUCAAGCUUUUGGACGACUUCCUCAUCGUCAAGGCCACCAACGUCGAAUCCAAGGUUUUCUUCUUGAAAAUGAAGGGAGAUUACUUCAGAUACCUGGCUGAAGUUGGAACUGACGAGCGUGCGGCCAUCGUCAAGAAAUCGCAAGACGCCUAUCAAGUCAGUUUUCCACCCCAUAUUUCUAAUGAUUAUUGUUUUCUUCUUUUAGGAGGCUUUCGAUUUGGCAAAGGCCGAAAUGGGACCAACUCACCCAAUACGCCUUGGACUUGCACUCAACUUCUCCGUAUUCUACUACGAGAUUUUGAACGCACCAGAUAACGCGUGCCAACUCGCCAAACAGGCCUUCGACGACGCCAUCACCGAACUCGACACAUUGAGCGAGGAGUCCUACAAGGAUUCGACUUUAAUCAUGCAACUUCUCCGCGACAACCUCACCCUCUGGACAUCCGACAUCUCAGCCGACGAUCAAGAACAAGAAGCCGGUGAAGCCGCUGGAGAGCCUACCCAAAAUUAA
Caenorhabditis angaria is the source of this 850-nucleotide messenger RNA. Lineage: Eukaryota; Metazoa; Nematoda; Chromadorea; Rhabditida; Rhabditidae. The record is from the annotation of a GenBank genome assembly.